AUGCAAUAUGCUACUCGUUUUCCAAAUCAAGGAUAUGCCACUUUGAUUUUCGAGCCACGGACAGUUGGCGAAAGCUCAGGAGAACCAGGACGAUUGGAGAAUCCCAGAAGGAAGAACGAAGAAGCAGUAGCUGGAAUAGAUUAUCUUGUCUUGAGAGUUGAUAUCGACGAAGCCACCAUCUUUCUCGUUGAAAUUUCCAAGGCGGACCUGAUUGUUUGGAUAUUGCUUUUUAUGAUGAUAGAGCUGUUGACGUGGCAUCUGUGUCUGGCUACUACCGCGACCAUGAAACCGACAUUUAUAUGA
This is a messenger RNA of Priceomyces carsonii, 303 nucleotides long. RefSeq lists its product as uncharacterized. The transcript has a single exon. The record is from RefSeq and is a predicted model, not a curated record. Bases 1 to 303 code for a protein of 100 amino acids. Lineage: Eukaryota; Fungi; Ascomycota; Pichiomycetes; Serinales; Debaryomycetaceae.